CUUUUCCUUCUCCUCAUCUCUCCAGUCCUCUCCCAUCUGUGCACCACUCUCCAGGUCCCAUUGUCUGAGUGAGCCGUCCCUUGAACUUGUGAUGAUGUGUCGUCCGCCAGGAAGGUGCACAAUACCUUCUACCCAGUCUGUAUGGCCUCGCGUCGUCUGGCAGGGCGCGACCAUCGGUGUCUGGCUGGUUGUGGAAGACAUGGUUCAACUACUGGGCCAUGUAAUUCGAGAGUAUCUUGCCAGAAUAUGUGGAUUGGAACGGGUUAUUGUGUGGCAAGGAAUGCUGCUAAGUAGUUUUUUUUUGUUUCCAAUUUCUGUCCAUUGGGGUAAAGUACCCUAUGUCAGACAGUACUAACUAGUCUAUAAGGCCCCUGCCUUUUCUACUUC
This is a messenger RNA of Suillus paluster, 387 nucleotides long. RefSeq lists its product as uncharacterized. Lineage: Eukaryota; Fungi; Basidiomycota; Agaricomycetes; Boletales; Suillaceae. The transcript has 3 exons. The record is from RefSeq and is a predicted model, not a curated record. The coding region runs from base 92 to 355 and encodes 87 amino acids.